Messenger RNA from Nannospalax galili (Upper Galilee mountains blind mole rat), 2248 nucleotides. RefSeq names its product glucose-fructose oxidoreductase domain containing 2 (gene Gfod2). The record is from RefSeq and is a predicted model, not a curated record. Gene Ontology annotation, molecular function: nucleotide binding. The transcript has 3 exons. Bases 262 to 1419 code for a protein of 385 amino acids. Lineage: Eukaryota; Metazoa; Chordata; Mammalia; Rodentia; Spalacidae. Gene Ontology annotation, cellular component: extracellular matrix. Gene Ontology annotation, biological process: extracellular matrix organization.
CCUCCCUUCCAGAGCCCCGGUUCCUUAGAAACCAGGCAGCGUGCUCCCGGUACCGGUGCGCUGGAUUCCGGUACCCGUGCAUCCGCACUAGCCUCCCUCGGGGAGGACGGACAGCUCCGGAACCCGUGGGGACGCGUGGUCUCGGGUGCGGCGCGGGGCGGGAGAUGCCAGCGGGCCAGGAGCCAUGUUUGAUCAGGACUGUGGGAAGGUCAGCAUACUGGAGACCCUUGUAAGGAGAUGAGUUGUUGAGCAGAGGCCCAGAUGAAGAUGCUGCCAGGAGUGGGCGUGUUUGGGACUGGCAGCUCAGCCCGAGUCCUGGUCCCACUGCUAAGGGCGGAAGGGUUCACUGUGGAGGCCCUGUGGGGGAAGACGGAGGAGGAGGCCAAGCAGCUGGCUGAGGAGAUGAAUAUCACCUUCUAUACCAGCCGGACCGAUGACAUCUUGCUGCAUCAAGACGUAGACCUGGUGUGCAUCAAUAUUCCACCUCCGCUUACCCGACAGAUAUCUGUGAAGGCUUUAGGAAUUGGGAAGAAUGUGGUGUGUGAGAAGGCAGCAACAUCAGUGGAUGCUUUCCGGAUGGUGACAGCGUCUCGCUACUACCCACAGCUGAUGAGCCUGGUGGGGAAUGUGCUGCGCUUCUUGCCUGCCUUUGUGCGCAUGAAGCAGCUGAUUGCAGAGCACUACGUGGGCGCGGUGAUGAUCUGCGAUGCCCGCAUCUACUCAGGCAGCCUGCUUAGCCCAAGCUAUGGCUGGAUAUGUGAUGAGCUUAUGGGUGGUGGGGGCCUGCACACCAUGGGCACCUAUAUUGUGGACCUGCUGACCCACCUGACUGGCCGGAAAGCCGAGAAGGUACAUGGGCUGCUCAAGACCUUCGUGAGGCAGAAUGCCACCAUCCGUGGUAUCCGGCAUGUCACCAGUGAUGACUUUUGUUUUUUCCAGAUGCUCAUGGGUGGGGGGGUAUGCAGCACAGUGACACUCAAUUUCAACAUGCCAGGUGCCUUUGUGCACGAGGUCAUGGUGGUAGGCUCAGCAGGACGCCUUGUUGCCCGGGGAGCUAACCUCUAUGGGCAGAAGAACUCUGCCACACAGGAGGAGCUGCUGGUGAGGGACUCACUGGCUAUGGAUGCAGGGCUGCCUGUGCAGGGACCCCAGGACGUCCCACUGCUUUACCUGAAAGGCAUGGUUUAUAUGGUGCAGGCCUUGCGCCAAUCCUUCCAGGGGCAAGGGGACCGCCGCACCUGGGACCGCACUCCUGUCUCCAUGGCUGCUUCAUUUGAGGAUGGGCUAUAUAUGCAGAGCGUGGUGGAUGCUAUUAAAAGGUCAAACCGAUCUGGGGAGUGGGAGACUGUGGAGAUGUUGACGGAGGAACCGGAUGCCAAUCAGAACCUAUGUGAAGCACUUCAGCGGAACAACCUUUGAGCCUGCACAGGGGACUAGGAAGUGUGUCUGGCAAUAACAGAGACAGUGUCUUUCAUUUAAGAAACUAGCUUGUGCUAGGGCUAGGAGAAGAUUGUAGGUGGCCCAGGAAAAUGGCAGUCCAUCUGCUCAAUGACUCCUCAGACUUGUAAGGCAGCAAAUGCUCCUGCUACCAUGGCUCAGGGUAGCAGUGUGCGCAGGGUGGGGCUGCCACCUGGCCUCUUACGCUUCUGUCAGUGAGUAGGGCCAGUGACUGUUUACCCUGAUUUUGGUCUGACAGAAUGAGAGAGCCCAAUAAGGAGCUGGCUUAGCUGAGUCCUCACGGAAGAUGACAAGAAGCCUCGCCUUCCCCGGCUGGGCAUGUUGGGAAGGGAGAGGGCAACAGGUCAUCCCUCAGGGAUCCUCACCUGCCCUCCCUUGUGACCAGACCCUCUCAGCCUCCAGGCUGCCCUUCCUACAGAAAAGGUUUCUGUACUAUACUUUCAGGAGCUGUUGACUAGGGAGAGAAGAGACAAAGUGGAGCUGUAGGACUUUUGAUAAAUGUCAGUAAAUAAGAGAAAAAUGUGACAUCAUGGUAUGUGGUUGUUUAGGGUUGGGGUUCUUUAAUAAUGAAAGGCUUGUUUACUGCUGUAGAUUGCUUGGGGUUCUUUGUUCUUUUUGGUUUUGUUUUUCCCUUUCCACAGCAGCUCUGAGCCUGCCAUGGAUCUGUCACCAUCUGCUGGGCCACAUAGGCUCCUGCUACUGUCUGUCCUCAUCUCUGGCUUCCUUCCUCAUGGCUGAGUCCCAGAAGUUCUACAAAUAAAAGUGCUUCCUCAGAGGACAGGGUGCAAAG